Messenger RNA from Yamadazyma tenuis ATCC 10573, 1143 nucleotides. Lineage: Eukaryota; Fungi; Ascomycota; Pichiomycetes; Serinales; Debaryomycetaceae. The record is from RefSeq and is a predicted model, not a curated record.
AUCCGCACAACUCUCCAUUCUCAGUGAGGGCAAUUAAUAAUGCUCAGAAUCCGCCAGCUCCAGAAAAAAAAACAGGAGGAGGCUGAGGCCGCCCAGAUGGCCCAACUGCACGGAAUUUCCCCUGUGGCCACGAACAGAGUCAACUCUGCACAUAUAAGACUUCAGAAGGAUAUAACUGAACUUGACCUCCCCAGGUCCAUAUCGGUGCAGUUUCCCAACCCGGCCGACAUUUCCUACUUUGAAAUCACCAUAAAGCCCGAGCUGGGCUAUUAUCAGCAUGGCCGGUUCAGGUUCGCCGUAUCUGUCAACGAAAACUUCCCCAUUGACCCACCGAAAAUCAAGUGUCUCCAGAGAAUAUAUCACCCCAAUAUCGAUCUUGAGGGAAACAUUUGCUUGAAUAUCUUGAGAGAAGACUGGCUGCCAGCUUUGAACUUGAACUCAGUGAUUAUCGGUCUCAACUUCCUCUUUCUUGAGCCUAACCCCACCGAUCCCUUGAAUAAAACUGCUGCCAACGUAUUGAAGAAGACACCCGAGGUGUUCCGGUCAAACGUACUCAAUUCCAUGAGGGGUCACUAUGUGGACGACGGUUAUUACGAUAAUGUGCUCAGAUGACCCAACAGCAUGUGCAUGCGGCUGACCCAAGUAAUGAAUAUAGCCAAUUUCAGGCACCCCAGAUUUUGUUGCUGUGAAUAAUACCUCAUGUGCUGCCCAGUGAAAUGGGUAGAGUUCCAGGUUCAAUAUGGAGGUUUUGGAGGCUCUUUUAGUAGUGGGCUGUAUGUAAUGAAUACACCAAACCGUAAUUGAAAUUACGCAAUUGAGCAUGCCUGUGGGCUACCACCUGUCGGUAUAAUCCUCAUCAUGGGACUGAUUGGGUGUGAUUUACGUACAUCUAAGAAAAGACAUGGCACUUUAGUAGCACAAUAGGCAGUGUGUGUUUGGGUCGCAACACAGAGUUUAUACAGGUCCAAAUCCCAAAAGUAUUCAGAUGCCAGCACUGAUUGUGCAAAAGUUCAGCUCAUACCAGUUAACCUUCCACCGUCAUCAGUGUUGCUUGAUUGCUUGCACUGAGGUGGUUUUGUGAUUUUUGUAGUCUUAUAAAGCUUAAAAGUGAUUAAAAUAUAUAAAAUUCGCAGAUUCUGGCGC